Messenger RNA from Amphiprion ocellaris (clown anemonefish), 6980 nucleotides. It is a transcript of the gene tmem115, whose product is annotated as transmembrane protein 115. The transcript is spliced from 3 exons. NCBI's taxonomy places the organism in Eukaryota, Metazoa, Chordata, Actinopteri, Pomacentridae. The record is from RefSeq and is a predicted model, not a curated record. The coding region runs from base 1046 to 2212 and encodes 388 amino acids. Gene Ontology annotation, cellular component: Golgi apparatus; membrane. Gene Ontology annotation, biological process: retrograde vesicle-mediated transport, Golgi to endoplasmic reticulum.
GCAGACAGCGCAGGUCGGCUAGCUGAGCGGUGGAACUGGGAGGAGAAGUGACUGCUGAGACCUAAAACAUCUUUUGCCAGGGAAGCUGCUUUAAAAAGACACGGAAACAAUAAAAUAAACGAGUGGAGCCGAGUUACUAUGAGGGACCUGUCAACUACACGGGAGCUGGAGCCGGUUCGGAGGCGUCUCUAACAUUGUUUUGAGGGCCUGUUGCUAGCUACGGGAAAUCCUCGGACUAGCCCCGCUAGACACCGGGCCGAGCGAGCACAGAGGACCGAGGAACGGAGCUCCGUGGGGCUGCUUUCAUCCAGCAGGUUUCGCCGAAGCUAGGUGCCCCUUUUUCUUACAUCCAGACGGAGACGUUAGCUUCUCUUGCUCGUCCGUGGCUAACAUAAAUCAUUGCUUUCAGUUUGACAGCUAGCUAACCGUAGCCCUCCCGUGUUUACAAGCUAACUCAGCCGGGAUCCUCUGAAGAAGUUGGCGUUAGGUAUGUUUGUUUCCGUUAACAUUUGCAUAUUUGGCUGCUGCCGCCUCUCUGCUGGCUGGUAGUGGCCUUUACGGUUGUUACAGCUUUUGUCUUCACCGACUGAAGGUCGCCAGCUAGGCAGCUAAAUCAAAAGGUCCCCUAGCUGGGGUUAUCACAUCCUGAGGCUUAUCUGCUGCGCAGCCCAAAGUUUGUCACCUUGUUAAAGUAUAAGAAUCAGCCCGGUUGCCUGUUUACCUUUGUCCUUGAAAGUUAGAUAUGCUGUAGAAGUUUAAGCUAACUUACUGAAUCAUAAAUAGAAAGAUCAACAAAACUUGAUCAGAAGGAAUCCACUCUUACAGAGCAAACUUUACCAUCCUGACAGACAAUAUCCCGAAUGAAGGCUCACAGAGAAGUGUGGAUUUUGAUGCCCUCCUCAGGACUCCCAGCUGUCUCCUGCUCUGCUUGGCAUUGUUAAACUCACACCAGCAUCAAGCGACUGCCACUACAAAAGCAACUGAUCUGCUUUCUCUCUUCCUGGGCUGAUUUGCUCAAGGAGGAGCCUCUUUAGAACACACCAGGAUGAAUCGUUACCUGCCGGUGGCACGACAGCACUUCCUGGCAGCUCUUGCCAGCACCAGUGUGGUGGUAAAAACUAUAUGUGCCGUGGUGGUUCUCCUCUACCUGCUGUCAUGGGCCGUCGACACUCCAUACGCCCUAGGGGUGACCCCGGGCUACCUCUUUCCACCCAACUUCUGGGUGUGGACGCUGGUGACCCAUGGGGUGGUGGAGCAGCACGUCUGGGGGGUAGCGGCCAAUGUGGGGACAGUUAUGGCCUGUGGGCGCCUGCUGGAGCCUUUGUGGGGUGCUUUGGAGCUCCUGAUCUUUUUCGCAGUGGUUAAUGUGUCGGCGGGCCUCCUGGCAGGCUUCUCCUACCUCCUCACCUAUGUGGCCACCUUUGACCUGGACUUCCUGUUUGCUGUUCGUGUCCACGGAGCAGCCGGGUUCCUGGGAGGCGUCCUGGUGGCGCUGAAGCAGACCAUGGGGGAUACCACAGUGCUCAGAGUCCCACAGGUGAGACUGAAAGCAGCGCCGGCUUUGGUCCUCCUCCUCCUGGCCUUACUGCGCCUGUCUGGGCUGCUCGACAGCUCUGCCCCCCUGGCCGCCUACAGCUACGGAGCCCUGUCCGGCUGGGUCUACCUGCGCUUCUACCAGAGGCACAGCCGAGGCCGUGGGGACAUGUCGGAUCACUUCGCCUUCGCCAGCUUCUUCCCUGAGGCGCUGCAGCCGGCUGUUGGACUGCUGGCGGGACUCGUCCACUCUGCCCUGGUGAAAAUCAAGGUGUGCAGGAAGAUGGUGAAGAGAUACGAUGUGGGGGCGCCAUCUUCUAUCACCAUCAGUCUGCCGGGGACUGACCCACAGGAUGCAGAGAGGAGGAGACAACUGGCCCUGAAAGCCCUGAACGAGCGUCUAAAGCGUGUGGAGGAUCAGUCUGCUUGGCCCAGCAUGGACGACGAGGAAGACGAGGACGAGGACGAGGUCAGAACUGACACACAGCCGCUCCUCCCAGGUGGACGCGAUCCGUCCUCCUCCUCCACACCGAGAACAUCCGGGGGUCCCAGCGGCGCCUCCCUCUCCUCCACCUCCUCAUCCUCCAUGUCACAGAGCGGUGGAGCGCCGUCCUCGGGCGGAGUGCAGCACCCAGAGUCCAGCAUCAUCAGCUUUGAAGACGCACCGUCUAGAUCAUAGCAAACAGGACACCUGUGUACAGAUAUGCACGCUCUGUUUGGUGUCACUGGCGAGUAUACUGGUGUGUUCGGUGUCCCUGACUAGUGUACGAAUAUAUUCAGUGGCGGUGAUUUUAGGCGUGCACUCGAUAUCACACACAACACGCAACAUCUUCGAGCAGUUCAUACACACGGCCGUGCACUCACAAACACUAAUGUCAUUGUGAAGCCCGAGAGACUGUACAGCGCUUUCAGUUGAGACGUGUCGGUUGUAAAGGCUCAGUGUAGUUGGGCAAACUGAACUCUUAAUUCUUCUCUUCCUUCCCACAUACAACCAAAAGUCAGAAAAUUCUGUCUUGUCUGAACUUGAAUCCCAACUUGCAGAGCUGUGUUCACUGCUUCAUGUGUCUCUUUCUCUUGCUUUCUGAAUAAAUAACAACAUAGGUGUACAAUAUUCUUUUUGUAAGUCUUUUUCAGAGCAGCAGUACUCAUUCUUUUUAUCGCCUGCCACGAGAAAGCAGAGACUCACGCUGAAUUCUUGAUUCCUGAUGAAAGACUACAGUGCUCCGGUUUGAUAAGCACUGAGAAAUUGCUACAAGGGACUUUAGCUUUGGUUCACUGGUUCCGAAUAUGUAACCAGGUCUAAAACAGAGGAAACAUGAAACAGAUGGACUCAGCACCAACUGCUGGACCUGAGGAGAGAAGCUGCCGCAGGUCUGUCCUGCUCAUGAACUAUGAUACCAAACGCCACGAUUUGAAAAAGUGCCAGGUGAAAAGAAUUUCCCAGACCCAGUUAAUUCGUCUCUCUGUAACCACAGGCAGAGAAAUGGACAGUUUACCCAUUUUGUUUUUCACCCCUUAGUUUGUCAUGUAGUGGAGGAAAGAAAAUCUUUUUCUUUGGGCUCUGUUGAUCACUACAUAGAAUCAACAAAACAUACUUUCUGUGGACUAACAAGACAUGUUGAUGGUGUUCCACUCACACAGAUCUGUGGAGGAAGAUCUUGUUUUACAAAUUAUGAGUUGAUUUUAUAUUUAGGUUCAUUCAAAAUCCCGAGCAUCAACCCGUACCCAUUUUUACACUUCCACCUUUCUAGGAUCUGAAAUUGUGCAAGAAUUAUGCUAGCAAUAGCUUUCAAGUAACCUGGGUGCAGAUGAUUCAGAACAGCAGUCGAUGUCUGUGCUUGUAUUUGUCAUUUAUACCAUUUAUAAAGGCAGAGAAGUGACCAAGUGCAGGUGGAGUGUGGAGAAUAACCUUGCUGGUUAUUUACAGACUGUGCAGAUAUUUUUAGGAUAAAAAAUAUUGCAGUGAUUUGUGAGUUUUUCUAGGUUUACCCUGCUUUCAGACACUGAUCGUUGAAGAUAAAGACAGUGGAGGAAUGGAUAAGUAGUUGUUUUGGUUCAGGUUUCCCCGCUGCAUCCUUUGCAUUUGUCUUUCGUUUCUGACAUCACAGUCCCAGGCACGAGCAGGGAAUUUUAGAAGGAGCCUGAUGGGCAGCUAAACUGUGUCAUCUUGAUAAACUUUAAACAGACCUAUGGGUCAGUGAUUCAUUUAUUUUGUUGACAGUCAUCCCUGUAGGUUUCUCAUUCGAUUAUGCUAAGUCAAGUCAUUGCAUUUCCAAUUCCCCACCUGUCCUUCUUGAUUAAAGUCACAUUUGCAGCCAAUAAAUGUUUUCAGAUGUGACAAUCACAGUGAUGACAAACUUCUCCUGAGCUUGUGAAGGAUUGAACCUGUCUCUAGCUUAAAUGAGAAAUUCAAACUAGUUAAGGUAAAUCGUGCACUUCUGUUUAACAAAAAAUUAAGCGUACUUACACUAAUGUUCGAAAGUUUGGGGUCACUUAGAAAUGUCCUUAUUUUUGAAAGAAAAGAAAAAUAAAUACAGUCUAGACAUUAUUAAUGUGUUAAAUGACUAUCCUAGCUGGAAACAGCUGAUUUUUAAUGAAAUAUCUGCAUAGAUAUUUCCAGCAACCAUCACUCCUGUGUUCUAAUGGUACAUUGUGUUGGUUGAUCAGGUUGGAAGGUUAAUUGAUGAUUAGAAAACCAUAGUGCAGUUAUGUUAGCACAUGAAUAAAAGUGUGAGUUUUCAUGGAAAACAUGAAAUUGCCUUGGUGACCCCAAACUUUUGAACGGUGGUAUAUAUUCACCACUUUCCUCCCUUAUUUAGAAGGUAUUUCCAUCUGUAGGAGUCUUUCUGAAAACAACAGGCCCACUACAUUAAAUUACAGCUUGUUCCAGGUUUGGCAGCUGUUUGUUUUUGUAGAUUUUCCAUGUCAUUAUUUCACAAUAAUGAAACUUUAAGAAAGCCGAUUGGCAGCUGCUGCUUUCUGACACUUUUCUCGUAAUACACGAGUCUGAAAAUCUCAGCAACAUUGCAAAUUACGGAUUUGAAAUUUGGGAGAUACACAGUUACUGUACUGUUACAUGUUUAAUUUGAACUCAUAAUGUUCUGUUUUCCUAUUUAAUAUGUAUUGGUUUUGUGAGAACCAUUUUGGCUGAGACAUUUAGUGACCAUUUAUGUUUUGUUGACUUUAAAUCAAUUUAAAAACAGACCAAAAUCAAAUGGAAUAAGAGACAAAAAUGGUAAUUUAUGAGCUUGAUGCCUUCCAUUACUAACCAGUAGAAGAUUAAAAUAUUAUCUGUCUGUUUAUCAAUAGUGGCCUUUGAGUUGUGAGAAUAUUAAAAUAAGUCGUAAUUCCUAUUGGACCGUGUAAAUGUAGAGACACAGCCAACAGAAAUAUCCUACAUCCAGUUAAAAUGGAAAUCUUUAACUUCCCUAUUUCAACUUUUCAGAUUUGAAAUGUUCCAAAAAGGUUCAAAUUAAUCUGACCACCCAGUAAACUUAAUUCAAUUCUCCUUAAAUGCAAAUAUAAUGUUUUUAUUGUCACAUCUCCGAGGAAACAUUCAGUUCAAUGUCUGGAGUUGGUCUUGGUUCAAACAUUUUAUAUUUUAGUUAGGAGGAAGGACAUCACAACAUUGGGCUCCUUGCUUUUUGACAAAGAGUCUACUGUCUGUAAACAUCUGUACAUGAUUGGUUGAAACUGCUUCUUAUGUGAUUGAAAUGUGCUCUGAAUGGGAAGUGAUAAGCCAUAUGAGAAUGAUGAAACUGUGUGUUCUAUCCUGUAUUUCCUGGUUCCUUCUGUCCAUUUCACUGUGCUCAUAUUGUUGACAAACUGGUGUUUAUGACGGUUGGUUUGGGCCUUUCUUUGAGUAAAUAUGAAUGAAAGCUUCUGUUUACAUGAAUGAAUGAGAGAAGAUGUCUAGCCCAGUUUCACAGUGAGGAAGCUGUUGUCAGAUACCUGAAAUCUCAAGCUGCUUACCAUGGAAAGUACUUACAAAACGAAAGAGUCAAAGGAAAUUUGUUCAGUUUGUUCAUGCGAUUUAUGAGCAACCUUCCCCGGAAAUAGCAAAUACUGAGAGUUUUUAGCUGCCUCUCCAGCUCAGCUCACAUUACACAACUAAAAUUCAGCAAUGCAGCAAAACAGAUAGCUUUGAAGUUAUGUAAUGUAAAGUUGUGUAAUUUUACUAGUGAAAAGGUGUAGCCAUACUUUGGUUUGCAGUCUGAGUUUUCAAAAACAGUCCUGACAUUCAGCCAAAUCUUCAUCUUCAACUUUAUUCUCCUGACCUCUGGGUUUCUUCCUCUGUAUUCAUAUGUAAUUUAUCUGUAAACGUCCUCUAAAAAGAAAAGAAAAAUGCAGUCACACCACCUGUAUGAUUGAUGUCCACAGGCAGCUUCUCUGGACAAACUAGAAAAACUGCACAUGAGGAUGAAGAAUGAUGUCAGUGCUGUUCACAAACAGUAUUUAACUGCAGUGGCCUCUGUCUGCAGUGGCUAAACCCUUUUAGCUAGCUAGCAUUGCAAUUUGUCAACAUACUCAGUUCAUUUUUAAUUUUUUUCUGCACACAAUUCUCUACAUCUUAAUUGACACUGCACCACAGGCAUGCAAACUUUAUAAAACACCCCAAAAAAACAUUUUCCUUGGUAGGAUUUUUUGUCAAAGUGGCUUAAAGAGAAGACGAAAACCCCCAAAUUUAUCUGCAUCUAACCGAUGAUCAUGUUUUAUGUGUCACAAAACUUACUUUAAACUGGGUUUAAAAUGCAUCUGGCACUUCAAAAUAAUCACUUUGAAGUUGUUGAUUUGCCAGUUUUAGUUGUUUCCUGCAAAUGGGAGAUGGGGGAAAGAUUCGGGCUUAUAUAUUGAGGUACAAAUUGAUUACUAAUCAUUGAAAUUUUUAAAUUUUUUUGAGCAUUGGUUUAGUCAUUGUAGAACCAGUGCUUCCAUUAUUAAACAUACCUUCAAUCUCUACCUCUAACCUAAUUUUGCAGUACAGGAAUAUUUGUGGUGCCAAAGUCAAAAACGCGACAACAUGUCUACAUUAGCAUGAAAUAUAAUUCAUGGUAAUUAAACUUGAUUGGAUCGACACCUGAUGAUGAAGUUGUUGAAUCUUUUAACCACUUUGCCAAACAGCAAAGAAUGUCGUGGUUUGGGGAAUAAAGGUGACGUGAAAAGAACACCAAGCUCCGUGACUGUGCAACUGAAAGCUGUUUUCCUGCCCUCAGAUGAAUAAUUUACAGAUGACACUGCUCCAUUCAUUCAAACUUGGUGGCUCGCUGUGUUUUUUCUUUUUAUUCUCUUAUUUUCCUUCUCUACUUUUGCUCCGACAGAUCUUAUUCACACUAAUGACAGUGUCUUUCUCUCUCUGUACUGUGGCUGUUGCACAGACUUUUGUUUUAGUUUUCAAAUGCAUUUCUUUAUCUCUAUAUGAAAUAAAAAGAAAAGACGAUUGUAUGAAA